Serinus canaria (Common canary) is the source of this 3889-nucleotide messenger RNA. It is a transcript of the gene ARHGAP17, whose product is annotated as Rho GTPase activating protein 17. The transcript has 22 exons. Lineage: Eukaryota; Metazoa; Chordata; Aves; Passeriformes; Fringillidae. Gene Ontology annotation, biological process: regulation of Rac protein signal transduction; signal transduction; regulation of actin cytoskeleton organization. The coding region runs from base 1 to 2793 and encodes 930 amino acids. The record is from RefSeq and is a predicted model, not a curated record. Gene Ontology annotation, cellular component: cytoplasm; intracellular anatomical structure; cytosol. Gene Ontology annotation, molecular function: GTPase activator activity; protein binding.
AUGAGAGCGCGCGGGAUGCAGCGGAGCGCCCAGGAAGCGGUGGCGGUAGCGGUAGCGCACGGCGAACCGGGAGUUGUAGUCCGGGAGCCGCUCGGCGGUGGCAGCGCGGAUGCGGCAUUGCGGCUGUCCGGCCCCUGGGCGGCCCCCCCGGGGGGCUCGGUCCGACUGCCCCUCGUGAAGCAGCAGCACCCGGCACCAGCGAGCGAGCGGCGCAGGAAGAGCAGCGGCGCUGAGCAGCAGCGCCAUCCGGGCUACGGGCGGGACAUCCGGGCCGGGGGCGCCGAUCACGCGCGGGCUGAGAGAACAGAGGUACUCAGUGAAGACCUGUUGCAGAUCGAGAGGCGCCUGGACACCGUCAGGUCCGUGUGUCACCUGGCCCAGAAGAGGCUGAUUGCCUGUCUGCAGGGCCAGCAUGGCACUGACCCUGACAAGAGACACAAAAAACUUCCUCUCACAGCUCUGGCUCAAAACAUGCAGGAAGGAUCCAUCCAGCUGAGUGAUGAAACUCUGCUGGGGAAAAUGCUGGAUACCUGUGGGGAUGCAGAGAAUAAACUGGCAAUGGAGCUCUCCCAGCUUGAAGUACAGAUUGAGAGAGAAGUUAUAGACCCACUGUGCCUGCUGACAGAGACAGAGAUCCCAAACAUCCAGAAGCAGAGGAAGCAGCUUGCAAAGCUGGUGCUGGACUGGGAUUCUGCAAGGGGAAGAUACAACCAAGCCCACAAGACUUCAGGAACAAAUUUCCAAGUGCAUCCUUCAAAAAUAGAAUCUCUUAAGGAAGAGAUGGAUGAGGCUGGAAACAAAGUAGAGCAGUGCAAGGACCAGCUGGCUGCAGACAUGUACAGCUUUGUGUCCAAGGAGGGGGAGUACGCCCGCUGCUUUGUCACGUUAUUAGAAGCACAAGCAGAUUACCAUAGAAAAGCAUUAGCAGUCAUAGAAAAGGUCCUACCCGAAAUUCAAGCCCACCAAGACAAAUGGACUGAAAAGCCAGCUUUUGGAACUCCUCUGGAAGAGCACCUCAAGCGCAGCGGGCGGGAAAUCGCGGUGCCCAUCGAAGCCUGCGUCAUGAUGCUGCUGGAGACAGGCAUGAGAGAGGAGGGCUUGUUCAGAAUUGCUGCUGGAGCCUCCAAGUUAAAAAAGCUGAAAGCUGCCCUGGACUGUUCCACUUCCCAGCUGGAUGAGUUUUACUCAGAUCCCCACGCUGUUGCAGGUGCCUUGAAAUCCUAUUUACGGGAGCUGCCAGAGCCUCUCAUGACCUACAGCCUGUAUGAGGAGUGGACACAAGCUGCCAAUAUUCAGGACCAGGAUAAGAAGCUCCAGGAGUUAUGGAGGAUUUGUAACAGAUUACCUGAGCAUUACCGUGUUAACUUCAGGUAUUUAAUCAAAUUUUUAGCCAAGCUUGCCCAGAACAGCGACGUUAACAAAAUGACACCGAGCAACAUCGCCAUAGUCUUGGGCCCCAACUUGUUGUGGGCAAAGAAUGAAGGAUCCCUUGCUGAGAUGGCAGCAGCCACCUCAGUGCAUGUGGUGGCAGUGAUUGAGCCCAUCAUUCAGCAUGCAGACUGGUUCUUCCCUGGAGAUGAGGAUUUCAAUGUGUCUGGGGCGUUUGUGGCAGUUCCUGCUGUAAAUUCCAACCACUUGUCACACACUGGGAAUGACUAUGAAUGUGGGACCCUGGAGAGGAAGAGGCCUCUGAGCAUGACUGUGAUGGAAGGGGAUUUGCUGAAGAAGGAAAGCUUUGGUGUGAAGGUGCUGGAGCUGUCUGUGACCCCGCGGCGGGGCGGCACUGUGAGCAGAAAGCUCACCUCGCCCGCCUUCCAGCCGCCGCUGCCGCCCUGCGAGCCCGCGGGGGCUGAGCCCUGCCCGCCCUCGGGGGCUGAGCCCGGCCCCGGGGCUGGCCCCGCUCCCUCUGCUGCCCCAGCAGAGCAGCCCCAGGCUCCAGGCACUGAGGAUGCCAGCACCUCCAAGGCCAAGGAGAGCACGAGUGCAGCCACUCCUCCCCCGGUGAGGAACGGCCAGGCAGGCCCAGCCCCGGGCCAGGCAGCGCCCAGCAGCUCCCAGCUCUCUGUCAGCCAGCCCCAGAACGCUGCUGGUCCCAGUCCCCACGCCCUGAGGAGAGCUGUGAAGAAGCCUGCACCAGCCCCCCCCAAGCCAGCCAACCCCCCCCCGGGGCAGCCAGGCAGCCAAAGCUCUUCCCCAGCUGCUCAGCCACCUUCCAUCUCUCCAAAACCCCCGGCCAGAAGCUCUUCUCCUCCUGCUCAACAGGCGAACCCGGGAGCAGCCCAGACCUCCUCCCCCGGCCAGGUUUCCGCACCUCGCAGAUACUCCAGCAGCCUGUCCCCGCUCCAGGCUCCCAGCCACCCGCCCCCGCAGCCCCCGGCGCAGGCAACUCCUCCCCUGCAGCCCAAGGGCAGCAGCAGCAGCAGCAGCCAAGCAUCUCCUGGCGAGCAGGGCCCGGAGCAGCAGCAGCAGCAGCAGCAGCAGCAGCAGCAGCAGCAGCAGCCCUGCUCCUCCUCCUCCUCGGUGCCCCUGCCGCAGACCCCCACCCCUCCCGACACGCCCCCGCUGGGCAAGCACCCGGGCGGUGCCCCCGCCGUGCCCCCCGAGCCCUGCCCGGCUCCCUGCGGCCCCCAGGGGGGCACCUUGCCCCGGCCCCGGCCCGUGCCCAAGCCCAGGAACAGACCCAGCGUGCCCCCCCCGCCGCACCCUCCCUCGCAGCCGCCCGCCGACGGGACUGCAAACCCGCCACCAACGGGCUCCAAAAUUGUCACAGGUGGGGAUGGUUACUGCGAAUAAGAUGUUUGACCAGCAUUCAGUAGGAACUGUAUUGGCAAGUGCAAUGGAGAUGCCUGGGACCCCCCAACUCAGUGAGCUGGCCCCGGCCCGGCUGCUAAACUUGCUGUUCCCUUUUUGUGCAGACUCUAAUUCCAGUAUUCCAGAGCCACUUCCAAACCCUCCUCCAGAGCCUCCUGCAGAGCUGGGCAGAGAGCUGCACACCCACCUGCUGCUGGACAUUGACAAUGACACGGAGAGCACCGCGCUGUGACGCCGCCUUCCAGCUCCUCCGGGGGGAAACCCGCAGACCUGACAGGGAAAGGCUUCUUCUGGCAGCGUGCCACAGCUGUGCCCAGCUGGCACCGGGGCCUGGGGGCACGCUGAGCUCCAGGCUGGCCCAGCUUGGAGCAGAGCUCUCAGAAAAUGGAGCCCAGCCUUCGGCCAGGUUUCGCCCUCAGAAGAAGUUUAAUGAUCUGGGUCUGGACAACGGUUUUCAAACUCUUGGAUGGAAGGAAUGAAUUUCCUGCAGGAACUCGCCUAGGAAGCGUGGUCAGUGCUGAUACAGGUGGUAUGAGCAGAAAUUCCAAAAGAAUAAGAAGCAGAACGUUAGUUAUUUAAAGUGCAUGUCUGUAUUAUGGAAAUAACCCUUCUCACGGCACGGUUAGAGGUUCUUUGUAGUUCUAGCCCGUCCCAGGAGCUGCUCCCAAGGGACAUUCCCUCUCCCAAGGGACAUUCCCUCUCGGAUUUGCUGCAGAUUCCCCUCAAGCCAUGAACCAAACCCUGCCCCAGUGCUGGUGGUGACUGCUGGUUCUCAGUCACCUGUGGAACUGUGGAUGCAUCCAGUGCCUUGAAGGACUGUCGUGCUGUAGGAGGAACUUCUGUCUCUUUAAUCAUUUCAUUGCUACUUAGGAGCAGUACUUACCCUGAUUUCAUAGUUAUUUGUAUUAACCUGCUUUGUUCAUGUGCAACUGGCAACUGUUUCACGAGGAAACCCUGGAAAUGGGGUUUGUGCUUUUGUUGAAAACGGUUGAAUUUUGAAAGAACUUUGAAACAGCUGUUUGGAUUCAGAAGUUGAGUGAACAUUUAUAAAAGUAAAGAUUGUUUUUUGUCAACUUAA